Messenger RNA from Talaromyces stipitatus ATCC 10500, 4716 nucleotides. Its product is annotated as 3-oxoacyl-[acyl-carrier-protein] synthase, putative. Gene Ontology annotation, biological process: long-chain fatty acid biosynthetic process. Bases 1 to 4716 code for a protein of 1571 amino acids. Gene Ontology annotation, cellular component: fatty acid synthase complex. Gene Ontology annotation, molecular function: fatty acid synthase activity; 3-oxoacyl-[acyl-carrier-protein] synthase activity; 3-oxoacyl-[acyl-carrier-protein] reductase (NADPH) activity. The record is from RefSeq and is a predicted model, not a curated record. NCBI's taxonomy places the organism in Eukaryota, Fungi, Ascomycota, Eurotiomycetes, Eurotiales, Trichocomaceae. The transcript has 3 exons.
AUGAUGGCGACAAACGAGAUCCAGCAAGAGCUGGCUUACGUGCUGGUCACUGAGCUUCUAGCAUACCAAUUCGCAAUGCCAGUUCGAUGGAGUGAGACACAGCGCGUUCUCUUUGACGAUGUUCAGGCAAUCCGUAUAAUCGAGUAUGGCCCUUCAGCGACGCUUUCAAACAUGGCUAGAAGAACAUUGGACAAUUUUAAUGCAGGCUACGAUUCUGCAAAUGGAAAACGACGUACCUUACUUUCCAUUAGCAAGAAUCAAGACGACAUACACUAUGAGAACGGUCCAUUUAAAGAAAUAGACUUGGAGGACUUGCCCCAUGAGAGCAUACCUACUCAGAGCCAGGCAUCAGUUACUCCAGAAGUCCCGGCAAUGAAAGUAGCACACGCAAAAGUUGUCCCAGACGCCCCAAUAUCAGCCAUUGAACUCCUCAAGGCCCUGGUUGCGCAUACAUUGAAGAAAUCUGUGUCCGAGAUAAAUGCCGAAGAUAGCGUAACGAGCUUAUCGAAAGGAAGGUCAACAAUUCAAAAUGAAAUUAUUGGCGACCUUCUUGAAGAGUUCGGCUCGUUGCCCGAAGGCAGCGAGAACUUGAGUCUCAGAGAGGUCGCUGCGACGAUUCAGCCAAGCUUCGAUGGGACAUUAGGAAAGUCCUCUCGUAAGCGGAUUGAAAGGAUGAUUGCAUCGAAAAUGCCCGGCUCGUUCAGUAUGUCAGCGGCAAGAUCUUAUCUAAGUGCAAAAUGGAGGCUGGGUCCUUGCAGACAGGAUGCGGUGCUGUUGCACGCAUUAACGAAACAGCCAGAGUCUCGGCUCAAUAAAACUGAAGAGGCUGAAAGAUUUUUCCACGAUGUCACUCUAGCCUACACUGAAGAGACUGGUUUGACUAGUUUUGUUAGUGACACGAAUACUGCAAGCGUCACAGAUAAUGCCGUGCGUCUAGAUCCGAAACUGUUAGAAGAUCUUCGCAAUGAGCAGCGAGAACUGAAGAGGAAUAUAUCCGCUCUUCUAAACGAAAAUAACGAUCAAAAUAACGAAAACACGAACGAUUCUCUGGACCGUUGGCAACAUCAGCUGCAACAAAAGGUCGACAGUUAUGAGGCUGAACUCGGUGAGGAAUUCUGUGAAGGAAUCCAGCCAGCGUUCAGAGCAGAGCAAGCACGAUCAUACGACUCUGCGUGGAAUUGGGCCCAUGUAAACCUGCUGACAGACUACUAUAAACUCGUCACGACAGAACCGGCUGUUAGGACUACCAUUAACGAGAUAAAUUCGUUCUUGCAAAAGUAUUGGCAAAGUCGAUCGAACCACAGACUUGAGCAAGUAAAGGUCUACUUACUAAAAAGGCUUUCCGCUCGUCUAGCAGAUAAAGGUCAACUUACGAGGGAUAUCAAAGCCUCACUCCAAUCAGCAAUCGAUACACAAAUCCUGUAUCAGCCUGGCAAUAGGGCAGUUAUGGAUUGGCUAGUGAAUGAAAGUUAUCACCAUGAGACGAACGAAUCAAGGAAAAUUUCGAUAAAGGCUUCUCAGAACAAUAUACAUGAAGGGUCACCUCUAAUCCGGAUUCUUAGCAAGAAACAAGGGUCAUGGGCUCCGCAUAAAAUCCUAACUCUAUACAUGAAUAUCAAAGGCCCAGUCCAAUUUUCCAGUAAAGGAAUUUUUGUUGGCAAAAACAUUUUGAUCACAGGCGCUGGCCCGUUAUCAAUUGGCAUGGCCAUGCUGCCUUCGCUUCUUCAAGGAGGAGCUCGUGUUGUGGUUACUACCAGCCGGUCCAUGCCUGACGCAGGUCCGAUCUAUCAAAAGAUCUUCGCCAGUCACGGAGCUAUCGGUUCACAACUUGUCGUUCUUCCUUGCAAUCAGGCAAGCAGGCAGGAUAUCGGCAAUUUAAUCAAAUAUAUCUAUGACCCUGUUUCCGGACUGGGCUGGGACUUGGAUGCCGUGAUUCCCUUUGCCGCAAUCUCCGAGAAAGGGAUUGAGAUAGACGCCAUAGGCUCAUUUUCGGAGCUGGCUCAUCGAGCCAUGUUGAUCAAUGUCUUGCGAUUAAUGGGUGCUGUCAAAGCAGCCAAAGCAGCUCAACACAUCCACACACGUCCUGCUCAAGUAUUGCUACCCCUCUCUCCGAAUUUGGGCACCUUUGGCAAGGAUGGGCUCUACUCCGAGUCCAAGGUUGGUCUCACCGCAGUGUUGAAUAAGUGGUCAUCAGAAAGCUGGUCAGAUUACUUGUCUGUCUGUGGCGCCACGAUUGGCUGGACUCGUGGAACUGGUUUGAUGGCAGACAACGACUGGCUCGCUACUGAGGUCGCUAAGCUUGGAAUCACAACCUUUUCUACGGAACAGAUGGCAGAUUACAUGUUGAAGCUUAUGACAUAUACUGUAGCGUCCGUAUGCCAAACCGAGCCUUUGAUCGCGGAUAUUAGCGGCGGCAUGGAUGGCGAGAGUAAGCUGGCCGAGUAUGUGACCAAUAUCAGGCAAUCAACUCGCCAGAUGGAAGAUAUAAAUCGCGCUUUGGCUCACGAAUUAACCCUAGAUUCUGCAGCCACUCAACCUAAGCGUCUUGCAGCAAUUCCCUCUACAUCGCUGAAGGAGCGGGUGAAUCUUGAGCUCGGCUUUCCUCGUCUUCCCGAGUACACUAGUGAGUUGCGUUCGCUUAAUGAGAGAUUACAGGGAAUGGUAGAUCUAGAUACAGUCGUGGUCGUUGUCGGAUUCGCAGAAUUGGGACCAUGGGGCAACUCCCGCACACGGUGGGAAAUGGAAGUGGCCCAUGAGCUGUCAAUUCAAGGGUGUAUUGAGCUCGCCUGGAUGACAGGGUUGAUCAAAUACAGUAAAGACACAGCGGGUUGGGUAGACGUUUCUUCCGGUGCCUCUAUCCAAGACGUUGACAUGAAGGCCAAGUAUGAACGGCAUAUUUUGGAAAAUACAGGGCUUCGCUUUAUUACACCUAGUCCAUUAGACCAUCCCAGCCGAGACAAGAAGCAGGUUCUUCAAGAGAUUAUUCUACAGAAUGAUAUGAGGCCAUUUGUGGCUUCGCAUGAUAACGCAAUGGAAUUUGUACGCGAACAGGGCGACAAGGUUACCGUUCGGCCCAUCUCUGGUAGUAAUGAGUAUUCGAUCACACUCCGCAAGGGGGCAGUCAUUAUGAUUCCCAAGGCUACAGUCUACGACCGAAUUGUUGGAGGACAGAUUCCUACUGGUUGGGAUCCUCAGGUUUAUGGUCUGCCAGCUGAUAUUUGCGAUUCCGUUGAUCGAUGUACUCUAUGGUCUCUGGUCUGCGCCGCCGAGGCAUUCUUAUCGGCUGGUAUCACAGACGUUUAUGAUCUCUAUAAGACUCUUCAUAUAUCCGAUCUCGCAAACUGCAUCGGCUCUGGUAUGGGAGGCGGAAGAUCUCUGCAGAAAUUAUUCGUGCAGAGAUAUCUGGAUCGCCCAGUACAAAAUGAUAUCCUGGCCGAAACCUUCAUCAAUACGGCAAGCGCUUGGUUAAACAUGCUUCUGAUUGGAUCCGCUGGACCAACAAGAACGCCAGUUGGAGCAUGCGCAACAGCUUUAGAAUCUUUGAAUCAAGGUUACGAUCUCAUCCUCAGCGGAGCAGCGAGAAUAUGUCUCGUUGGCGGUUAUGACGACAUGACACAGGCCACUUCAGAUGAGUUCGGAGCCAUGAAAGCAACAAAUAACAGUGUAGAUGACUUGAGCCGUGGCCAUGCCCCUCACGAGAUGUCACGACCAUGCGCCUCGUCCCGGUGUGGUUUCGUCGAGUCAGAGGGGUGCGGCAUGCAAGUCAUCACUAGCGCGAAGCUUGCCUUGGAGUUAGGGUUACCCAUCCGGUCCAUCAUAGCACAUGUGCAGACGGCCAGCGAUGGCAUAGGAAGAUCGGUCCCUGCGCCAGGUAAGGGGAUUUUGACUGCCGUUAGUGAGACAACCACAGUGCCGCCACCAUUGCUCGAUAUUAACUACCGCCGGCGGCUGCUGCAACACUCAUUGGACACCAUCAGAGAACACCACGCUUCACUGCCAGAUGAAAACAGUGAAAAUGGAACGGCUCUAUGGAUAAAAAGAGAGGAGCGUGAAGCCCGGCGGCGAUUUGGCAACAAAUUCUACGAUGAUGACGCACGCAUCUCACCGUUGCGCGGAGCAUUAGCUGUCUGGGGGCUGGUGGCGGACGACAUCGCGGUUGUCUCGAUGCAUGGUACUUCUACACAAAUGAAUGAAAAGAACGAGGUUGAGGUCCUCCAUCGGCAGUUGGACCAGAUUGGCAGGAGCCCUGGGAAUUCAGCACUGGCUGUAUGUCAGAAGUAUCUGACGGGACACCCCAAAGGCCCUGCAGCCGCGUGGAUGCUGAAUGGUUGUCUCCAGAUUUUGGAUUCUGGAAUCGUCCCUGGAAAUAAGAAUGCCGAUAACAUUGAUAGUGCUUUAGCAAAAUGGGAACAUCUUGUAUUCCCCAACGAAUCCAUUCAUGUCGGUGAGGUCAACGCAUUCACUGUGACGAGUUUUGGGUUCGGCCAGAAAGGGGCACAGGCUCUGGGAGUGCAUCCGAAGUUCUUGUUUGGAACAUUGGAUCAUGCCCAGUAUCAGGAGUACUGUCGCCUAAGACAGGGAAGGCAUAGUCGAGCCCAGCAACAGUUCCAGAAUGCAUUUUACGGGGGACGGAUGGUGAUGAUUAAAGACAAGCCUCCAUAUCGGAGUAAUCAACAGUUGAAAGCUUAUAUGGACCCUUCGGGUAUUCUGGGAUGA